AUGGCUUCCACAAGAGCACCAUUCCGUGCUCUUUCCAGGGCAAAUAUUCUCCUGAAUUCCAGACGGUCCUGGACUUGCUCUGCUUGCAAAUAUGGAAGUCCUAGGACUUUUCGUGGAUUGGCGACAACUCCAACUCCGACUCCAACUCCGGGGAACUUCAAGAAGCCAUACUAUGUGACCACACCCAUUUUCUACGUUAAUGCUGCACCCCAUGUCGGCCAUUUCUACACCAUGGUCAUCGGCGAUAUCUUGAAACGAUGGCAGGUCCUACUAGGAAACACCGAUGCUCAGUUCUUGACCGGAACCGAUGAGCAUGGAAUGAAGAUCCAGCAAGCUGCCCUUGAAGCGGGGAUGGACACCCAGGCAUUUUGUGACAUGAACUGCCGAACCUUUGAGGCUCUGGCUAAGGCCGCUAACCUUGAUAACGACCAUUUCAUCCGAACGACUGACCCGGCGCAUCGCGAUGCUGUACAAUAUUUCUGGGAAAUGCUUCAACACCGAGGCUAUAUCUACACUUCCAAGCACGAGGGAUGGUACUCUGUCAGCGAUGAGACUUUUUACCCGCAGACACAGGUACAAAACUCCCUGGAUCCAGCAACGGGAAGAAAGAGAAUGGUUUCAAUUGAGACAGGUAAGGAAGUAGAAUGGUCCUCAGAAACCAACUACCAUUUCCGCCUCUCCGCAUUCCAGGAUCGCCUACUUGAGCUUUACAAGAGACCAGACUCCUUCAUCACGCCAUCAAAGUAUGCAACGGCCAUCAUUCAGUCGGUUGAGUCUGGCCUGCAAGACCUCUCAAUUUCACGACCAGCAGAGCGACUCACCUGGGGAAUUCCGGUUCCCGGUGACAAGUCGCAAACAAUCUAUGUCUGGCUGGAUGCGCUUGUCAACUACCUCACCAGGGCAGGAUACCCUUUCCCUCCUGGGCAAGAAAAUACGUCAAUAUGGCCAGCUAAUGUUCACGUUGUCGGAAAGGAUAUUGUUCGUUUCCAUUGCGUCUACUGGCCCGCCUUCCUCAUGGCAUUGGAUCUCCCUGUACCCCGGAACGUUCUUGUACAUGGACAUUGGACAAUGAACCGCGAAAAGAUGUCAAAAUCCACGGGCAAUGUGGUGAAUCCAUUCUUCGCCAUCGAACGGUUUGGGGUGGAUAGCAUGCGGUUUUUCCUGGCCUACCAAGGCGGUCUUGCCGACGAUGCCGAUUAUGAUAAUUCCUACAUUAUCCGUGAUUAUAAGAAACUCCUUCAAGGAGGUAUUGGCAACCUGGCAUCGCGCACUAUUGGGUGCGCCAAAGGAAAACUGCACUCCUACAUCCAGGACGCCACCUCUAAUAAACUUCCGACUCCAACUGCAGCAGAUGUGGAACACCAGACCAUGUUGGUCUCGACACCACCCAAGGUUGCAGAGCAUAUGAAGGGUCUUAACCCGCGCGCCGCCCUGCAGGAAAUCAUGAGCAUCAUUGAGAAGACCAAUAAGUAUUUCCAUGCGACAGAACCGUGGAAGAACCCCAAUCCCCAAUGGGCUCUUUAUAAUGUAGCAGAAUCGCUUCGCAUCUCUGGCAUCUUGCUACAGCCGUUCAUGCCUGCCAAAUCAUUGGAACUUCUGGAACUCCUCCGGGUCGAUACAUCCAAUCCUGCCAAAAUGGGCUUCUCGGCCGCGGUCUAUGGAUCAGAUUCUGAAUACGGCGAGGGUGCCAAGAAGGGUCACCUUUUCCCUCCCCUCCUCACCGAGGAAUAA
Molecule: messenger RNA, 1731 nt
Organism: Penicillium odoratum
Lineage: Eukaryota; Fungi; Ascomycota; Eurotiomycetes; Eurotiales; Aspergillaceae
Product: methionine--tRNA ligase MSM1
Exons: 8
Coding region: 1-1731 (576 amino acids)
Biological process (GO): methionyl-tRNA aminoacylation
Molecular function (GO): ATP binding; methionine-tRNA ligase activity
Source: RefSeq, a predicted model, not a curated record